UAUAUUCGCGCCUCUAAUUUCAUCUCUCUCUCUCUCACACACACACACACUCAAAUACUAAUUCUUUUUGUACAACACCACAUCUUCUUCUCUGAAUUAGCUAUAAUUACACCCAAUAAAUUCAAGAACCAAUUUUGUGGAAGGCUGCUGUUGUCUUGGUUGCUCACACUGAAGAAUCUUAAGAGUUUCUUCUGAUUUAGAGGGUGAAAGACUCUGGCUUUUGAAGGGCUUGAUGGAGAGAGAAAACGAAGUUUUGAAGCCAAAGAUGGAAGAUUAUGAAGCAAUACAGCAGAUUGGGAAGGGUGCUUUUGGAGCUGCAUUUCUUAUGCUCCAUAAAACUGAGAAUAAAAAGUAUGUUCUAAAGAAAAUUCGUCUCUCGAAGCAGUCGGAGAAGGUCAAGAGCAAAGCACUCCAGGAGAUGGAAUUGAUUGCAAAACUAAGCCAUCCGUAUCUAGUUGAAUACAAAGAUGCUUGGGUGGAAAAGGGAAACUGUAUCUGCACGCUGACUAACUAUUUUGAAUCAGGAAAUAUAUCUGAUGUGAUAAGGAAGGCAAGACGGGCGUAUUUCCCCGAGGAGAAAAUUUGCAAAUGGAUGACUCAGUUGUUAUUAGCUAUCGACUAUCUUCAUUCCAACCGUGUUCUUCACAGGAAUCUCAAGUUAUCAAACAUAUUCGUGACAAAGGACAAUAACAUUUGUCUCGGUGAUUUUGGAUUAGCUAAACUUCUCAACGGGGAAAGCUUAGCCUCAUCGGUUGUCGGAACUCCCAACUAUAUGUGUCCAGAGCUUCUAGCCAAUACACCGUAUGGCUAUAAAUCAGACAUAUGGUCUCUAGGGUGCUGUAUGUUCGAGAUUGCUGCACACCAACAAGCAUUCAAAGCACCCGAUAUGAAUGGACUCAUCAACAAGAUCAACAGAUCUUUGAUCUCACCAAUGCCCAUCGUAUACUCGUCAACUCUGAAACAAAUUAUAAAGAGUAUGCUGAGGAAAAGUCCCGAACACAGGCCGACGGCUGCUGAGCUGUUAAGACACCCGCAUUUGCAGCCGUUUCUCCUUCGUUGUCAAAACUUGUCUACUGUUUUCCUCCCUGUGAAGUCUCCCUCUCCCGACUCUGCAAAUGGGAGAUCAAAUAGGUCGUCACCCCGUAGCUCCGAUGGUGGGAAAAGCCACCGAGAGAGAGAGGUGAAGCUGAAGCAAAGGGAUCUGCUUCCUUUAUUUUCAGAGAGUACUGAUACGCAGCAUCCGUCUUUACUAGACGAUGAUGCGUUGAUCGAAGAUCUACUCGAGACCAAGAGGGUCGACCCAACGAGCUACUCCGGGAAGAUGUCUCAUGACAGCGAGGACUCAAAAAGUGGGGACACGAGCGAGACGACUGAUCAUGACAAUCAUAAGUCUUCGUCGCAUCAAGAGAGCAUCUACAUGAUGGAUGCUUUGGAGAGACUGGCAAACGCGUUGCGGGAGGAGCACGAGGAGUAUUCUCUCAGAAAGAAUACGAAGUUGGGGAAAGCUAACGGAGAAGGUGGGAAUACGAAAACAAAGGUGGGGAUACCUUCUCUUGAUGAAAACAGCACCUCGACCGAUGAAAAGGUGAGAUCUGAAGUUGACGAAGAACCAAGAAGCUCGUCCCAUGAUGACGAAAGCACGGAUGGAUGUUCUGCACUUUCCUCGGAUAAGGGUCACACAAAGAUCAAAGAUGAUAUCGUAGUUGAAUUGAGGCAAACGAAGAAAGAAACAAGAGACAGGCCGUUGUUGAAUAGCCAUGAUGAUAUCUCAACUACACCAAGAGUAACCAAGAAAGCCACGGGCAGCGAUCUACUGUUGAAUACGCGGACUGUAAUGAGCAGCGAUGGCGGCGACAUGAAGCAUGAAAAUCCAGGUGAACAUAGAGCUCAUGCUUUGGAAUCGCUGCUUGAACUGUGUGCGCGCUUGCUCAAAGAGCAUAAGUUCGACGAGCUCUCGGGCGUGCUGAAGGCCUUCGGGGAAGACACCGUCUCUUCUCGUGAGACGGCUAUCUGGCUCACGAAAAGCUUAAUGGAUGCCCAUAAGCAACAGGCUGAGAACUCCUAGUUCAAGAAUUUGGACAUGCUUUAUUACUGUGUGUUCAAUUUGUAGUGAUUUGUUAUUGUAAAGAUCAAGUUUUUGUGCUUUUUGUGGAGUGUAUGUAUAAUUUGUUUGCUAAAAGGAGAGAGUGAUUGAGUUUUGCAGGUUGAAUAUGUAGAGAAAACAAGUUAGUUUGAUUUCCUUUUUUUGGCUUAUAUAAAUGUGAGUUUUACUGAAA
Molecule: messenger RNA, 2276 nt
Organism: Salvia hispanica
Lineage: Eukaryota; Viridiplantae; Streptophyta; Magnoliopsida; Lamiales; Lamiaceae
Product: serine/threonine-protein kinase Nek6-like
Biological process (GO): protein phosphorylation; microtubule-based process
Cellular component (GO): cortical microtubule
Molecular function (GO): ATP binding; protein serine/threonine kinase activity
Source: RefSeq, a predicted model, not a curated record